UUAUUUCCCCCCUCUCUCUCCAUGUCAGCAGCAGCAUAGGCGUCAGAAUGCGGGCAGCCAAAGCUUGCUCCCCUACCGGUUCAUCCACAGACACAAUCCGUUCUCACUCCCCAUAAACUCCCUGCUCGUCAUAGAAGUGAGCUUUCGGAAUCUGGUCUGUAAUGUUUAUCAUUUGAAUUUUGAAGACGGUGUUCAUGUGAGAACAUUCUGUACGGAAUAAUGUGAGCAAGAGAAAAGCAAGACGUAGACGAACUGUUUUUUACGGGUGGGUGGAAAAACAGGCAUCCGGCCUCCGAGGAAGCGCCUAUCGAGGUGUGGAAGUCAGAUCGAAACAAAGUACAUCGUUUCUGGCCCUGCCAGCCCAGCCAACCCUGAGGAGUGUGUGAUGGAGAAGAUGAAGAGGUUUAAGCGGCGUCUAUCUCUAACGCUGCGCUCCAGCCACACCAUAGACGAGUCUCUGUCUGAACUGGCCGAGCAGAUGACCAUCGAGGACGGCGGCAACAAGGACAGCGAGCCGAUCGUGCGUAAUGGGCGACCGCCCUCCUCCCACAGCAUGCACUCGUUCCUGCACCAGUACACCGGCUCCUUCAAGAAGCCCCCCCUCCGCAGACCACACAGUGUCAUCGGAGGAAGCCUGGGCUCCUUCAUGACCUUCCCCAGCAACGGCAGCCGCCUCGACAUUGUCCAUGAGAACCUGAAGAUGGGCUCAGACGGGGAGAGUGACCAGGCGUCUGGGACGUCGUCGGACGAGGUGCAGUCGCCCACCGGGGUGUGUCUGAGGAACAGGGUGCAACGACGCAUCUCCAUGGAGGACCUGAACAAGCGUCUGUCUCUGCCUGCUGACAUCCGUAUCCCUGACGGUUACCUGGAGAAGCUGCAGCUGAGCAGCCCUACCUUCGACCAGCCCCUCAGCCGACUCUCACGCAGGGCCUCACUGUCAGAGAUUGGUUUUGGGAAGCUGGAGACCUACAUCAAACUGGACAAACUGGGAGAGGGGACCUAUGCUACAGUAUUUAAGGGCCGUAGUAAGCUGACUGACAACCUGGUGGCGCUAAAGGAGAUCCGGCUGGAGCACGAAGAGGGAGCACCCUGCACCGCCAUCAGAGAAGUGUCGUUACUGAAGGACCUGAAACAUGCCAACAUCGUGACCUUACAUGACAUUGUCCACACAGAUAAGAGCCUGACGCUGGUCUUCGAGUACCUGGAUAAAGACCUGAAGCAGUACAUGGAUGACUGUGGGAACAUCAUGAGUAUGCACAACGUCAAGAUCUUCUUGUUCCAGAUUUUGCGGGGGUUGGCGUACUGCCACAAGCGGAAGGUUCUCCACAGAGACCUAAAGCCCCAGAACCUGCUCAUCAACGAGAGAGGGGAACUCAAACUGGCUGACUUCGGUCUGGCACGGGCUAAGUCUGUCCCCACUAAGACGUACUCCAACGAGGUGGUGACUCUGUGGUACCGGCCUCCUGACGUCCUGCUAGGCUCCUCCGAGUACUCCACACAGAUUGACAUGUGGGGUGUGGGGUGUAUAUUUUAUGAGAUGGCUGCAGGUCGGCCCCUGUUUCCUGGUUCCACCGUAGAGGACGAGCUCCACCUCAUAUUCAGACUGCUGGGCACGCCAUCAGAGGACAGCUGGCCAGGGAUCUCUGGCGUCGAGGAAUUCAAAUCCUACAACUUCCCCAAAUACAAACCUCAGCCGUUCAUCAACCAUGCGCCCAGGUUGGACACAGAAGGCAUUGAUCUGGUGUUAUCAUUCCUGAAAUAUGAGUCCAAGAAGAGGAUCUCAGCAGAUGAAGCUAUGAAGCAGGCCUACUUCAAGAGCCUGGGGACACAGGUCCGCACACUGCAUGAGAGUAUAUCAAUAUUCACUCUGAAGGAUAUCCAACUGCAGAGAGACCCUGGCUAUCGGAACUCCUCACACCAAGAGUCAGGCAACAGCAAGAACAGAAGACAGAGCAUGCUCUUCUAGACGUUCUGCUCCAGGGUGGAGCUGGUUCAUGUUGCUAUAGUAACCGACUCUCGCUUGGGAUGAGAAUGAACAGGACAGAGCCCCCUCUCGCAUGAGCCCCUCACCCCUGGAGAGACCCCCUCACCCCCAUAGAGCGAGUGAGUCUGGAGUUGAUUGGGGAGGGAGAGAUGAACUACGUUUAUUUAUUUGAAGAUAUGGAAGGGGGUUAGGGGGUAUAUUUUGCUGCUAAACUACUACUGUCUGUAUUUAACACGCAGUUUGUGUAUAUGAUUAUGUGAACUCCGACACCAUGCACAACCGACCAGUCGCUAAGGUUACUAUUGUUAUUGAUAUGAAUUAUGGUUAUUAUGAUUCCACUGAUGAUCUCGAUGUUGUUUAUCAUAGCUGUUACCUUUGCUGUUGUGCAUGUCAUUGUGUUCAGAGACUGAAUGCCUUUUUAGCAUUUUUUUUCUCAAGUACUUUCUCAAGCUUCCUCUGAUGGCAGUGUGACUGAAGUGAGACCAGACUAGUGCAGACUGGGAGAGAGGGACUGGGAGUGUCUGGUCCUCAACUGGAAAUCUUUCUUCUGAACUGAAUCAUUUCCCGGCCUCCCUCUCAUUCUCCUUGACCUAGAACGUUUCAGGAGCCAGACUGGGGUUAGGAAGGGGUCAAAAUGGGGUUGAGAUGGGGUCAGGAGAGCACAACGACCCUCAGUCUUUUAGGCAACGAAUGGGACCACAGCAGAAGGUGGAGUUUGACUCCCCAGGACAUUUCCGGUCUCCCUCGCCGCUUGUCAUGGCAACAGCAAAGCGGCGAUUAGGGAGGAGAGAAACACUGAAACGCCGCAGGAAGUAAUGUGACAUCCGGAAGGAACCCAUCGGUCUCUCCCUCUGUUUCCCCCACCCCCCAGGAUGGUCUUGACUUAAGUUAUUGUAUGCAAGUUCUUAAUUUUCUCUUCUUGCCUUUUUGGAGGUCUACAAAUACCGUCUGUUUUUGUGCAUCAUCAAUAACUGUAAGCAGUUACUAGUUUUUUGAAUGGCUCUCUACUCUGUAGCUGGCCAUGGGAGUGGGGAUGUACCAUGAUUUCAGGGCAAUACUAGGAUGACUGGUGCUUUAAAAUGGCUGACUUGAUUUGACAGUAUUAAGAGAUGUUGUUUUCUAUGUUAGACCUUUUGACCUCCUUGUGAAUACAGUGUCGUGUGGCAUGUCAAGGGGCAGCAGCUUCGCCUCUCAAAGGAGAAGAAAUACUUGUUGUUUCAGUCUGCAUUGGACCACUCCUCUCUCUUUCCAGCGUUUGUACACAUUUCAAAUUGACAUUUGAAAUAGACUUAAGCCGCUGUGUGUGUUUAACUGACAGUGUUGUAUAUUAAUAUUGUCAUACUGUACUUUUUCACGUUUAAGAAUGACCUGAGCUUACCUGAGCGCGUGCACAUCUGACAUGGAAUGCCAGCUGUGGUAACUCAACCUCUCUGGGACACUGACAGUUGGUGGUCCUGUACCUCUUUUUACUGGAACUAUUUAUUUCUCAUAAUCACAGUAAAAAUGUGUCUGUUUGCUAAAUACAUUUUGUCUUUAUUGUGGUUUUCUGGGUGAAAUUGCAGUAGCUGAUGACACACACACACCAGAUAAAAUGAGUUGUAUAGCAGUCAAUGCUUCAUGUUUAUUUAAAACUGUAAGUCAUUUUUACUUGACUCUCGAACAGCAAAACAAAUAGCAAAUCAUUAUGAGAAUACAUUUGUAUCAAUUCCUUUCUAAAAAAUUUUUUACAAAGCUGUUACAAAUAAGCUUUUGUUUAAUAUUGAACUGGAAUUUCGUCUCUUGAAAAUAAAACAUUUCCAUAACUCUUACGUUUGACAAGGCACAGCCGGUACAAGGUGAUAAUGCUUAGUGUAAUGCAAUACAAAACCAUAGAAAAACCAAUACAACCAGGUUCACAGCCUCAGGUGAACAUAUCAACCACUAUACAAUGAUAUAAAGCGUUAUAACCACGCCCUGUCUCUUAUAAAGCGUUAUAACCACGCCCUGUCUCUUAUAAAGCGUUAUAAC
This is a messenger RNA of Oncorhynchus kisutch (coho salmon), 3991 nucleotides long. Its product is annotated as cyclin-dependent kinase 17-like. Gene Ontology annotation, biological process: protein phosphorylation. Bases 386 to 1966 code for a protein of 526 amino acids. Gene Ontology annotation, cellular component: nucleus; cytoplasm. Gene Ontology annotation, molecular function: cyclin-dependent protein serine/threonine kinase activity; ATP binding. The transcript has 16 exons. NCBI's taxonomy places the organism in Eukaryota, Metazoa, Chordata, Actinopteri, Salmoniformes, Salmonidae. The record is from RefSeq and is a predicted model, not a curated record.